Molecule: messenger RNA, 3805 nt
Organism: Macroventuria anomochaeta
Lineage: Eukaryota; Fungi; Ascomycota; Dothideomycetes; Pleosporales; Didymellaceae
Product: beta and beta-prime subunits of DNA dependent RNA-polymerase
Exons: 2
Coding region: 37-3675 (1212 amino acids)
Biological process (GO): DNA-templated transcription
Cellular component (GO): nucleus; RNA polymerase I complex
Molecular function (GO): DNA binding; DNA-directed RNA polymerase activity; ribonucleoside binding
Source: RefSeq, a predicted model, not a curated record
CGCCCACGCGACCUUCACUGGAAAGAGUCGCCCGCCAUGGCUCCUGCUGCCGCAAAAAAGCAGCCACAGUGGUCGACUGAUUUCGACACAAAACGCCGCCAGCACCUCUUCCGGAACCCGCCCAAGGACAAGACCGCCUAUCCGACACUUGCUGCAGCCGUUGACCCCCACAUCAACUCGUUCAACACAAUCUUUGCGCCCGGCGGUCAGAUAGAGGAGGGCAUCAAGGACAUCGGUAUUAAGAGUUUCACCGACGGCGACCCAUAUGCUCAGCCUGAGGAGAUUGGGCGCAGGAACAGACUUUCUGUGCGCAUUCAAGAUGUGUUCCUUGACAAGGCUGUCCUGCCGCCGUCGAACAAGGUGGCUCUCAAGAACCGCAACAUUCUCCCUGCGGAAUGUCGAGAGCGCCAUGCCACAUACCGUGGCAAGCUUCGUGCUCGCCUCGAGUACAGGGUAAACAACGAGGACUGGCAGGAGGAGGUCUGCGAUCUGGGGACCGUACCCAUCAUGUUGAGGUCAAACCGGUGUCACCUUGAGAACAUGAGCCCCGAUCAGCUCGUCAAGGCCAAGGAAGAGACCGAAGAGCUGGGUGGCUACUUCAUCGUCAACGGUAUCGAGAAGAUUAUUCGAAUGCUGCAGGUGAACAGGCGCAACUACCCUAUGGCCAUCAAACGUGGUGCCUUCACCAACCGUGGCCCUGGUUACACGCAGUACGGUAUCCAGAUUCGCUCAAUACGCACCGAUCAGUCCUCACAAACGAACGCACUACAUUACUUGAGUGACGGAAACGUCAACUUUCGGUUUUCCUGGAGGAAGGCUGAAUACCUGGUCCCUGUCAUGAUGGUCAUGAAGGCGUUAGUGGAAACGAACGACCGGGACAUCUUUGAGGGCAUCGUCGGCGCAUCGGGCUCGAAGGGGCUGGCAGAGAAACAGUUCGUCACGGAUAGAGUGGAAUUGCUUCUCCGAACGUACAAGGUCUACGGGUUACACUCGCAGGCCAAGACAAGGGCCUACCUGGGAUCCAAAUUCAAAGUCGUACUACAGCUUCCAGACGAUGCCAGCGACGACGAGGCAGGUGUCGAAUUCCUGCGGAGAAUCGUCCUGCCCCACCUCGGAGCCUACAACGUCACCCCGGCGCAGAACGCCGACAAGUUCCAGAUGAUCCUUUUCAUGAUCCGGAAAUUGUACGCCUUGGUGGAGGGUGAAUGCGCGGUCGAUAACCCUGAUGCCGUCCAGAACCAGGAAAUCUUGCUUGGAGGUCAGCUUUACGGAAUGGUCAUCAAGGAAAGAUUAGACGAGUGGCUAAACUCGAUUCGACCGGUCCUGCAGGACUGGGGUCGUCGAUCAGAGUGGAAGUCGUUCACAUCGCCCGAGUUUAAGAAAGAGUUCGUUCCGAGAGUGCUCAAGAGGACAACCAUGGACGUUGGACGCGCCAUGGAGUACUUCCUCUCCACUGGUAAUCUCGUCAGUCCAACUGGUCUUGACUUGCAGCAGACGGCCGGUUUCGUCGUUGUGGCUGAGAAGAUUAACUUCUACCGUUUCAUCAGCCACUUCAGGAUGGUGCACAGAGGUGCUUUCUUCGCUCAACUCAAGACGACCACCGUAAGAAAGCUGUUACCGGAAAGCUGGGGCUUCAUGUGUCCGGUCCACACGCCUGACGGUUCUCCAUGUGGGCUGCUGAACCACUUUGCGCACAAGUGCAAGUUGGCUACACAGAACGUUGAUGUUUCGGCCGUCCCUAAGCUUGUGGCGCAACUAGGCGUAUCCAGCAAGUCCUCCGCGUCACUUGAGUCAAGUGUCGUCGUACAACUUGACGGCCGUGUCUUGGGCUUCUGCUCACCAAAGCAAGCCAAGGUCAUCGCAGACACAUUGCGAUACUGGAAAGUCGAAGGGACGCAUGACGUGCCGUUGGAGCUUGAGAUUGGAUACGUUCCUAAUUCGAAUGGUGGCCAAUACCCCGGUGUCUUCAUGUUCUCUCAGGUCGCACGCAUGUACCGACCUGUCAAGUACCUUCCUCUUGGCAAGCUGGACUAUGUUGGACCCUUCGAACAGCCUUACAUGUCAAUUGCUUGCACCGAUCCCGAGAUCGUGUCUGGCGAUUCUACGCACGUUGAGUUCGACCCUACGAACAUCUUUUCGAUUAUUGCCAACAUGACACCGUUCUCCGAUUUCAACCAGUCGCCCAGAAACAUGUACCAAUGCCAGAUGGGUAAGCAAUCGAUGGGAACACCCGGAACCGCUCUGCGUUACCGAACAGACAACAAGACGUACCGCCUCCAGACAGGUCAAACGCCAAUUGUACGACCACCCCUCCACAACGAGUACGGGUUUGACAAUUUCCCGAACGGCACCAACGCCGUUGUGGCAGUCAUUUCCUAUACUGGUUACGACAUGGACGACGCUAUGAUUCUGAACAAGUCUGCACACGAGCGUGGCUUCGGUCACGGUACCAUCUAUAAGACGAAGAUCUGUGAUCUUGAGGAGGGUGGACGCCGAAACAGGUCUGGGAAGACGGUUUCCAAGCUUUUUGGUUUUGCUCCUGAAGGACUCAAGAAGGCGUCUUACCUGGACACACUAGAUGAAGACGGUUUCCCACGUGUUGGAACGCUCCUGCGUCACGGCGACGUUAUCGCAGCGUGGCACACAGUUUCGUACGACGCUGCCACCGACGACUACAUCAACCGCGACGCCAACACCCAGUUCUUCAAGUACAAGGAGGACGAGCUCGCCUUCGUAGAGGAAGUCCGCAUCAUCGGCUCAGAAGAUGGGACCCAACCUUGUCAGAAGAUUAGCGUCAAGCUCCGCGUACCUCGUUCGCCCAUCAUCGGUGACAAGUUCUCCUCUCGCCACGGACAGAAAGGUGUCUGCUCCCAGAAGUGGCCCUCAAUCGAUAUGCCCUUCUCCGAAUCCGGCAUCCAGCCCGACGUCAUCAUCAACCCCCACGCCUUCCCCUCGCGUAUGACAAUUGGCAUGUUCGUCGAGUCCCUCGCCGGCAAAGCAGGCGCCAUGCACGGCAUCGCGCAAGACUCGACGCCUUUCCGCUUCGACGAGCAAAACACCGCCGUCGACUUCUUCGGCCACCAGCUCAUGAAGGCUGGCUACAACUACUACGGCAACGAGCCCAUGUACUCCGGCAUCACGGGCCAGGAACUCGCUGCCGACAUCUACAUCGGUGUCGUAUACUACCAGCGUCUUCGUCACAUGGUUAAUGAUAAGUACCAGGUCCGUACCACGGGUCCUGUUAACUCGACCACGGGCCAGCCUAUCAAGGGAAGGAAGAAGGGUGGUGGUAUCCGUGUCGGUGAGAUGGAACGCGACGCGCUUAUUGCCCACGGCACGGCAUUCUUGCUGCAGGAUCGUCUGAUGAAUUGCUCGGAUUACACUAAGGCGGCUAUUUGUCGUGGGUGUGGCAGCUUCUUAUCCACUGCGCCGACAGUCAGCGAGUACUCGCGCAAGAAGGAUGCGGGAGGCAGGAAUAUGACGAUCAGGUGUAGGAGGUGCGCUACGCUGGCGGAUGGGCAUCAGAGUAAGAGUGAUACUUGGACGGAUGGGCAAGGUAUGAGGUUCAGCGGUGGUGAUGAUAUUGCCACGGUGGCCGUCCCGGGCGUGUUGAAGUACCUCGAUGUUGAGUUGGCCAGUAUGGGUGUUAGACUCAAGUUCAACGUUGCCCCUUAGAAGUAUGUUCGAGUUGGAAGUUUGGGCGGCAUGUUGAAGGGAAAUGUGUAGGCAUUGCUCGGCGUUCUGGAUGUAAAAGUUACCCGGGCUCUUUAGCAGCAUCAGCGGAGUUCUGUAGACCAAUUCAUCU